Yamadazyma tenuis ATCC 10573 is the source of this 2156-nucleotide messenger RNA. Lineage: Eukaryota; Fungi; Ascomycota; Pichiomycetes; Serinales; Debaryomycetaceae. The record is from RefSeq and is a predicted model, not a curated record.
UUACAAACACACAUAUCUUCGGGUAGAAGUUAUUUUGCACACCAAGAGCGAGUGAUUCAGCACCCAAAACCUUUGACCGUUGUUAUCCUUUUAAUAGCAUACCCAAGCACAACCAUAUUUUUUUUUUCGGUACCGUUUGACGCUUCAUUAAUUUAUCACAAUAUGGGACAAACUUUCAGUUUUGCCAAUAUCUUUGGCAAAGUAUGGGGGACCCAGAAAGAGAUCCGAAUCCUUAUUUUGGGAUUGGAUGGGGCUGGAAAGACCACCAUUUUGUACCGGCUCCAAAUGGGGGAAGUGGUGACCACCAAACCCACCAUCGGCUUCAAUGUGGAAACUUUAAAGUACAAAAACUUGACGUUGAACAUAUGGGACUUAGGUGGACAGACGUCGAUCAGACCUUAUUGGAGAUGCUAUUACAACAACACGGCGGCGGUGAUUUUUGUGGUGGAUUCCACUGACAAAGAUAGAAUUGACAUUGCUAGUAAAGAGUUGCAUUUGAUGCUAAAAGAAGAAGAGCUUUUGGACAGCGCCUUGUUGGUGUUUGCCAACAAGCAGGAUCAGCCGGGGGCAAUGACGGCUGCCGAGGUGUCGCAGGCGUUGAACUUAACGGAGUUAAAGGAUCGAAGCUGGAGUAUAGUUGCUUCUAGUGCCUUGAAGGGAGAAGGUUUGACCGAAGGGUUGGAUUGGUUGAUGGACGUGAUCAAGGAAGAGCAGUUGUAACGGUGACUGCUAUAGUAGCUCGUGUCAUUGUAAAUGAUGAAUAUGUAUGUAUAUAUUUAAUGCACCAAGCCAUUUAUGAGUGGUGGUUCGCUUUGGCUCGCUCAUCGCUCUCGUGCACACGGGCCAAAAUAAUCUUGAUCAUCUCGUUUCCCACCGAGUUGGCUUCCUUGAGCAUCGGUGAGAAGAACUGUUGCACGUCCUCAAACUUGGUUCGAUAAAGGUCGUAAUUACCAUGAGUCACCAAAUCGGACCACUGCCGGGCAGCUAUCACAAACUCCAAAUCAUCGGUUCGAAACGUAGGAUCCGAACAUGCCACCUCGAUUGACUCCUCAAGGAGCCCGGGCGUACAGAAAAGGUACUCCGUGACCCCCAAAAAGAUCCGGAACAACGGGGUGGAGCAGAUGAUAUGAUCGUAUGGAACCACCCCAAGCGAGAUCCACGUAUCUGCUAUAGCCAACAAUGACAAAUGUGAGUUGGGCUGCCGGCCACCCGGUGGCACUUGGCUCAAUGAGUACUUUUCAAGGAGAUUGUCGUCAAGGAGAAGCUCAUUUUCAUUUAUAUGCUUGAAGAGGCUUCUGGCCUUAAGCAAACGGGCCCGUAGGUCUUCCCUUUUUCCCUGAAUCAUCAACGAAAAGAGCUCCAGCGCAGAUUUGGAGUACUGAAGAAUCUGUGUGUGUGCGGACGGGUUGGUGAUGGCCAACCCUGCGUAGACGUGCCAUUUGUUGGAGAAGAUUCGCAUGGAGAUGUUCAUUUUGGCGUUCUCGAUACCUCCUGACCACCGGGGGGUUUCCCACGGAUACUGGUGAGUCGACCGCCAGGCGGAGCCCAUCGACAAGAAGGCUGCGUGUGUAACCGCCUGAGUGUCGGCGGUAAUCUGGUCGUGCUGUUUGGCGGUCAAGUAGACGUGCUUGGACUUCAAACAAGACAUUAGUGACUCCACGAAGUCAAAGUCAUCGUCGUUGGCCCGGUGCUUAAUCAACACCAAUGGCUGCCCUACAGGGUUGACGUUGGGGCCAUGUAGGGAGUGGACAGUGAUGAUCUUAAUAUCUGAGGGACAAUACUGUUCGAAUGCCUCCACCUCUGGCUCCUUACAAGAAGUCUGUCCACCAAUAAUGGCACCAUACUUGGACGACGGGGCGUACGUGGCAAUCACCUUGCCGAUGGCCUUGGCCUCCACACUGUAAAUCACAUAGUCGCUGACCCGUGACACGUAGUGGCCGUUCUUCACCACUUCAAACUUGUGGUUGGCAAACUUGUGUUUAACUGACUCAUACGCAUCUUCUUGGUCACACCCCACGACGGUCCAGCCGGCGUCGCUGAACCUCCGGGCGUACAUUGCACCCAUGUCUCCUAGACCGAUGAUGCCAAUGGUCUUGGUAUGCUGAAGCUGUUUGAGCUGUUCUAGUCCUACUACCACCAUUGGUUACAUGUGUUUG